Messenger RNA from Anopheles maculipalpis, 774 nucleotides. RefSeq names its product DNA excision repair protein ERCC-1 (gene Ercc1). Gene Ontology annotation, molecular function: damaged DNA binding; single-stranded DNA binding. The transcript has a single exon. The record is from RefSeq and is a predicted model, not a curated record. Gene Ontology annotation, cellular component: nucleotide-excision repair factor 1 complex; ERCC4-ERCC1 complex; nucleus. The coding region runs from base 13 to 774 and encodes 253 amino acids. Gene Ontology annotation, biological process: meiotic mismatch repair; UV-damage excision repair; mitotic recombination. NCBI's taxonomy places the organism in Eukaryota, Metazoa, Arthropoda, Insecta, Diptera, Culicidae.
UAAUCUUCCUCAAUGGACGAAGAUGACGAUCUAUUAGCUGCGUUGGAGAUACCUCCAGCGCCGAAACAAGCCGCCAUAAGUGAAAUAAAACCAUCACCCAAUGCUCCGGCACCAUCUACCAGCACUGGCGGCACAUCCGAUCAAACGGCCGUCGUCGUAGCGAAGGUAAACAAAAGCCACUGCAUCCUGGUCAAUCCGAAGCAGCGCUGUAAUCCACUGUUAAAAGCAAUCCAAACCCUGCCCUGGGAGUAUGACGACAUUGUGCCGGACUAUGUGGUCGGUGCGAGUGCCUGCAUACUGUUCCUUUCACUACGUUAUCACAACCUUAACCCGGACUACAUCCAUGCCCGUUUGAAGCAGCUGGGCAAAAUGUACGAGCUGCGUGUGUUGCUCGUGCAAAUCGACAUUUCCGAGCCACAGAAUGCGUUGAAACAUCUGACUCGUAUCUGUUUGCUGGCGGAUCUGACCCUUAUGCUGGCCUGGAAUGCAGAUGAAGCGGGAAGGAUUGUGGAAAAGUAUAAACUGUUUGAAAACCGACCACCGGAUUGGAUUAUGGAACGGGCGGAGAAAUAUCCACACGAAAAGCUGGUCCGUGCACUGACCACCAUCAAGCCAGUCAAUCAGACCGAUGCGAUGAUACUGUUGCAGAACUACGGUACGCUCGGUAAGCUGAUAAAUACGAGCGAAGAGAAGCUGAGCAUGGUUUCGGGACUAGGGCCAAGAAAGGUAAAGAAAUUGCACAAAACGUUCAGUGAAAGCUUUCGGAAGCAGUAA